CGCCCCUGAACACACACCACGACGCACUGAACUAAGAGAGGCCCUCGGCGGUGCAGGGCCACUGCAUCUGCUUCGUUGACACACGGCGACACGAGGAAGAGAGAAGAACCUUCAAAGUGCAGAGGAAAUAGGAGGUCGUGGUACAGCGGCUGGUGGGGCUGCCAGAAGGAGAUUGAGUACAGACGCAAGCCCGACCCCAUUCACCACUACGCCCUCGCUGUUGCGUCUCUCCUGGUGAUCCUGAUUGCAGCUCUCGUGGCCACGGCGCUUCCAGCGAGACUGCACACCUCAUUCAUCGAAAACCUCACGAUGCCCCAAUAACGAUAUCUUAUUCGUUAUUGGCGAAUAAGAUUCCGUCUGUUGGCGAAGCCGAAAUUUAGCGUCAUAGAAAAAAUCAAGACCAUUGGUAGCACGUACAUGGUGGCAGCUGGUCUUCAUCCGGGCAAGGAGAAUGCGAGAGACAAGACAGAAUGCUGUUUAGUUCUGCUCGUGGAGUUUGCGCUGGCCAUGGCGGCUGCGCUUGACUCCAUUAACAGGGAGAGCUUUCAGAACUUCAAACUGCGCGUUGGCCUAGCACACGGCCCCGUCAUCGCUGGCGUCGUGGGCGCUCAGAAGCCGCAGUACGACAUCUGGGGGAACACUGUGAACGUAGCCUCGAGGAUGGAUUCCACCGGCGUCAUGGGCAGAAUACAGGUCACUGAGGAGACGGCAGCCAUCUUCCAAGGAGCCGGCUGGAAGUGCGAGUGUCGGGGGCCGCGCGCCAUCACGGGCAAAGGCACCUUGGUUACCUACCUGGUGACGACACCCCAGGACCCGCCCGCCUCGGAGCUCCGCAGCGCAGCUUCUGCCUACGCCCUGAGACCUGAAGAAGGUGCUCUGCUCCGCCGACCCACAGCUGCAUCAGUCAGAGACGUCAGAGUCUUUGUUAGUUCAGCUAAUUCUAUUUUGUCCCUGUUUGGCGAUACUUUCAUGACCCUACGUUUUUGCAUAAGUUCUUUAGUUUCUAUCGAGAGCUUAUUGGAGCUUUGUUUGACGCUCUAA
Messenger RNA from Penaeus chinensis, 1041 nucleotides. RefSeq names its product adenylate cyclase type 2-like. Lineage: Eukaryota; Metazoa; Arthropoda; Malacostraca; Decapoda; Penaeidae. Gene Ontology annotation, molecular function: adenylate cyclase activity. Gene Ontology annotation, biological process: adenylate cyclase-activating G protein-coupled receptor signaling pathway; intracellular signal transduction; adenylate cyclase-inhibiting G protein-coupled receptor signaling pathway. The record is from RefSeq and is a predicted model, not a curated record. The coding region runs from base 418 to 1041 and encodes 207 amino acids. The transcript is spliced from 6 exons.